Setaria italica (foxtail millet) is the source of this 2649-nucleotide messenger RNA. Its product is annotated as putative wall-associated receptor kinase-like 16. Gene Ontology annotation, biological process: protein phosphorylation; cell surface receptor signaling pathway. The record is from RefSeq and is a predicted model, not a curated record. Lineage: Eukaryota; Viridiplantae; Streptophyta; Magnoliopsida; Poales; Poaceae. Gene Ontology annotation, molecular function: calcium ion binding; protein serine/threonine kinase activity; ATP binding. Gene Ontology annotation, cellular component: plasma membrane. The coding region runs from base 151 to 2370 and encodes 739 amino acids. The transcript has 5 exons.
ACACACAUAGGGUUGUCUGCUCUUGUUAGAACAAAUAACCGAAACAAUCUCCAAAGGUUCAGUCAAUCAGUUCUCUUGGCGACUCUCGGCGUUCCGGGGAAGAUAGGCUCAAAAACCUCUCCUCAAAGCUAAGUUAUCCAGCCAAGUAGUAUGGAAGUGCGCUUUCUGCAACUUGGCCUUGGUCUUCUACUUCUGUUGGCAGCAAAGCACGACCCCAGUCUUGCGGUUCCUAGCUCUCAAUGCCUGGCGCAGUGUGGCGGUGUUGAGAUUCCGUACCCGUUCGGCAUCGGUGACAAUUGCUCAUUGUCAAGCGGCUUCAACCUCAGCUGCCAGAUCCACGAUGGCGUCUACAAGGCAUUGCUCAGUGGCAUGGAGGUGCUCAACAUUUCCUUGGCUCAAGGCACGAUCAGGGUGCUCAACCCCAUCUCGACAUACUGCUAUAACCUCUCCUCCGGUCAGAUGGAGGAUAAUCAUUGGUUAUUAGAAACAGGAGGUAGCCCGUACCGAUUCUCAGACAUCCACAACAAGUUUACCGUCAUUGGCUGCAACACCAUCGCCUAUAUCUACGACAACACCGGCAUCGGUUACCAAAGUGGGUGUGUCUCAACUUGCAAGAAUCUGUCAGACCUAGUGGACGGAUCCUGCUCCGGAAUUGGCUGCUGCCAGACAGCCAUACCUAGGAACAUGAACUACUACAACGUCUAUUUCAAUUAUGCUUUCAACACAAGCAAAGUUUGGAGGUUCAGCCGUUGCAGCUACGCCGUGCUGAUGGAGGCGGAGGCGUUCAAUUUCAGCACCAAGUACAUCAGCACGACCACAUUCAAUGACACAAGAAUUGGGCAAGCGCCAGUGGUGAUGGACUGGGCGAUAAGAAACGGGACAAUGACAUGUGAGGUCGCCAAACAUAACAUGACGGGCACUUAUGCAUGCCUCAGCACCAACAGCGGGUGCGUGGAUUCAGCCAACGGGCUAGGGUACCUGUGCAACUGCUCCAAAGGGUACCAAGGCAACCCGUAUCUUCAAGGUGGAUGCCAAGAUGUUGAUGAGUGUAGAAGCAGCCCAUGCCCUUCAAGCGGUGUUUGCCACAACACGGAAGGAGGCUACCGGUGUUCUUGUCGAGCAGGAAGGAAGUUUAAUGGGAAAAGAACUACAUGCGACCUUGAUACUGGCUUAAUAAUAGGUUUAGGCAUCGGGCUAGGAGUCUCUAGUGGCAUGCUUCUAGCAUUUGGUAGUCCCUUCAUAAUUCGAAAAAUCAAGGCGAGGAAGGUGAAGAAGAUGAAAGAGAAAUAUUUCAGCCAAAAUCAUGGCUUACUAUUGCAGCAAUUGCUAACACAUAAGGCAGACAUUGGUGAAAGGAUGAUAAUUACUUUAGAAGAGCUAGAGAAGGCCACAAAUAAUUUUGAUAAAGCUCAUGUGAUUGGUGGUGGAGGGCAUGGCAUUGUAUUUAAAGGAAUUUUAGAUCUGCAUGUUGUGGCAAUUAAGAAGUCUAAGAUAGUGGUACAAAGAGAAAUCGAUGAAUUCAUAAAUGAAGUUGCAGUUCUUUCACAAGUAAACCACAGAAAUGUGGUGAAGCUCUUAGGAUGCUGCCUUGAGACAGAAGUCCCAUUACUAGUUUAUGAGUUCAUUUCAAAUGGAACCCUUUAUCAUCAUCUUCAUGUUGAAGGACCUAUAUCACUACCAUGGGAUGAUCGAAUGAGGAUUGCGAUGGAAGUUGCCAGAGCACUAUCCUAUUUACAUUCAGCUACUUCAAUGCCAAUAUUUCAUAGAGAUAUUAAGUCUUCCAACAUACUACUUGAUGAAAGUUUAGUUGCAAAAGUAUCCGACUUUGGAGCUUCUCGAUAUAUACCAUUUGACAAUACAGGAAUCACUACAGCAGUUCAAGGAACAAUCGGUUACCUUGAUCCAGAAUACUAUUAUAGUGGCCGACUAACUGAUAAGAGUGAUGUCUUCAGUUUUGGUGUACUUCUUGUAGAACUACUCACAAGAAAGAAACCAUUUGGCUAUCAGACCGAUGAUGGGGAUGGUCUUGUUUCACAUUUUGUCUCACUACUCAAGGAAGGCAAACUGGUUGGCCUCAUAGACCCUCAAAUCAUGGAGGAUGAAGUUGCAGUAGUUUAUGAAGUAGCAAUACUAGCGGCAAUGUGUACUAAAUUGAGGAGAGAAGACCGACCUACAAUGAGAGAAGCUGAGAUGAGACUUGAAAACAUACUAGUUAAGAAGAAGCAGAUUCCAUAUACUACGGCACCAAGGGAAUAUAAUGAGCAUAAUACUCUGGUUCACUGCAUGUCAAUUGAAAGGGUUAACAAGGAAGCAAGCAGACAAUACACAAUGGAAGACGAAAUAGUUUUGUCAGCAAACUACCCCCGAUGAACUUAUGCAGUCAUGAACAAUGCCUGCUGUAAGCCUGGAAGGACCAAGGAGUAAAAAGCAGAGUGAUGUACGUUUCUGUAUUCUUGAGUUGAGACAAUGCAGCUGAAUUGUUUUCAUUAGCCUGCUUGCUCAUGCAAUGACAUGUGGCAGUGCGAGUGCAGUGUGGUAUAAUUUUUUUUUUGAAACGACAGUGUGGUAUAAUUUGGACACUGAAUGUAGGCUUUGACGAACACAAUCUGCAACUAGUAAAUGAAAUGCAGCUUGGCUGGACGAUGUGCA